CACAAUCCGCCUUACGUGCCUUUGUCCCCUCUUGUUGUAGCCAUUGCUCCCCGUCCCACAAUGGCAUCCGCUCGCUCUCUGAUGCGCCUGAGCUCUGGACGCUCUGUGGCUUCGGCCGCGAGGUCCAAUGCCACUCGCGCCUUUUCCUCAUCUUCGCUGCGGUAUGCUGCGAAGGCAUCUACACAACCGGGCGCCCCGGAGCCUGAGAACAUGCGCCAGGCGCAACGGCCUCCUUCGGGCCCCCUCCGUGCCCCUAUCGUCAAUCCCACCGACAAGUACCAGCACAUGGCCGACGGUCUGCACAGCUACGGACAGUACAUUAUGUCCUGCCUGCCCAAGUACAUCCAGCAGUUCACCGUGUGGAAGGACGAGCUCACCGUCUACACCGCUCCCGCCGGUGUUGUCCCCGUCAUGAGCUUCCUGAAGAACCACACCUCCGCCGAGUUCACUCAGAUCUCCGAUAUCACCGGUGUCGACUUCCCCACCCGUGACCAGCGUUUCGAGGUCGUGUACAACCUGCUGAGUGUCCGCUACAACUCCCGUAUCCGUGUCAAGACCUACGCCGACGAGGCCACCCCCGUUCCCAGUGUGACUGGUCUUUUCGAGGGUGCUCUGUGGUACGAGCGUGAGGUCUACGACAUGUUCGGUGUCUUCUUCUCUGGACACCCCGAUCUGCGCCGUAUCAUGACCGAUUACGGUUUCGAUGGACACCCUCUGCGCAAGGAUUUCCCUCUGACCGGUUACACUGAGCUGCGCUACGAUGAGGAGAAGAAGCGCAUUGUCAUUGAGCCUCUUGAGCUCACCCAGGCCUUCCGUAACUUCGAGAGCGGCUCUACUGCCUGGGAACCUGUUGGUUCUGGCCAGAACCGGACGCCCGAGUCGUUCAAGCUGCCCACUCCCAAGCCAGAGCCGAAGGAGGAAGAAAAGAAAUAGAAAGGGACUGUACGCGUAUCAAUUUUCAUUACCAUGUUUGUAUGUACAUAUCGUUAAUCGAUGGUGUUCUUCACCCUCUGCCCAGUUUGUGCCAAGCCAUAGCGAUCAGAAAUAUAUAUCCACC
This is a messenger RNA of Penicillium subrubescens, 1057 nucleotides long. Its product is annotated as complex I 30 kDa subunit family protein. The record is from RefSeq and is a predicted model, not a curated record. The transcript is spliced from 3 exons. Lineage: Eukaryota; Fungi; Ascomycota; Eurotiomycetes; Eurotiales; Aspergillaceae. Gene Ontology annotation, molecular function: NADH dehydrogenase (ubiquinone) activity. The coding region runs from base 61 to 933 and encodes 290 amino acids.